AUGCAUGGUGGAUUCUUGUGCUUCUACGACGGGGUAUCAACGCAUCGUCUAUUCGUCGCUAGGAUGGUUGACGUCUUGCAAAAGAGGCUUAGGGAAGAUGGCAUGGACGGGGUUAAAGUGGUCGCGUUAAUUGUCAAUUAUACAUUGGCACCGAAGGCUGUGCUACCGACACAGCUGCAGGAGGUUGUUCAGGGCUACAAGUACAUACUCACGCAAGACAGAUACCCGGUUGAAGCUAGUCAUGUGGUUGUAUCGGGUGACUCUUCGGGAGGCACACUCUCCUUGAGCUUACUCAAAUGUCUGGUAUGCAACUAUUUCGCCGUCGAUUUGCCGCGCCCGGGUUGCUGUGUUGCGAUGUCGCCCGUGGUGGACAUGCGAGGAAGGCUUGGCCGGCGGUCGCUGGAUGUGAUUCCUCUUGGACAAAUCGCAAUAAAUCGUUGGGCCGAUUUCGUUUCUAAGGCGAUUGAGGGCGAGAAGAUGCCUGUCGGACAAGCCUUCGCCAUUUUCGAGGAUAGUGUGGAGCCUUUGCAUAAGCAGGAUGUGCACCAGGAAACAGCUGCUAUGGCCCAAGCAGCGUGA
Perkinsus marinus ATCC 50983 is the source of this 579-nucleotide messenger RNA. RefSeq lists its product as hypothetical. The transcript has 2 exons. The record is from RefSeq and is a predicted model, not a curated record. NCBI's taxonomy places the organism in Eukaryota, Perkinsozoa, Perkinsida, Perkinsidae. Gene Ontology annotation, molecular function: hydrolase activity. The coding region runs from base 1 to 579 and encodes 192 amino acids.